Symbiodinium necroappetens is the source of this 3114-nucleotide messenger RNA. Lineage: Eukaryota; Dinophyceae; Suessiales; Symbiodiniaceae. The record is from the annotation of a GenBank genome assembly.
GAGGGCAUCCGGGAAGACAUCACAGAACAGCGGGCAACUCUCUGGGAGAAGAUCGAAGGUUUCUUUGGAUCCAUGCACAAAUAUGUCCACGUCAGUGUGAAGCGCGGGAACGACUACGGUUUGCAGAGCCACUUCUGUGUCGACAAGGAGCUUUGGAAUGACGACACCGUGGUGUCUUGCGACUGUUGCAUGGACCACUUGAUCGGCGACCCGCUUUCUCAAUCAGCCCUCGUGUACAAGAGCUCCCAGGAGGAGGCGCCUGCAUUCGAACGCUAUGCAGAUGGCAGCACUCGACAGGUCGGCAUGGUCAAGGUUUGGAGCCUUGGAGCUUCGCAGACCUACACUAUGCCAGCCAUGCAAACCUACGCGGCUGAGCCCGCGAUCACUAUGCCGGCCGAAGCCAUGUCAUCCGAAAUGGCGGCUUACAGCGGAUACGCCGUGCAAACUAUGCCAGCAUCGCAAGUUUACACGAUGCCCGCUUCGCAAACGUACACUAUGCCAGCGGCGCAAACGUACACUAUGCCGGCUCCGCAAACAUACACUCUGCCCACUGCGCCGCAAGUCAUGAGCGGCUUGGACCACACCAAGGGCAAGUGGUUUGCACCCGGCGAGGCGCUUCCCCCAGGCUUCGUGGUGACCGCCCACCCGGAGGGCCACACAGCACCCCAGGCAACCCACGACAUGACGGACAUGGCUCGCGAGAGCUUUGUGAUGACCGGCUCCGCCGUCAGCUCUGCCUUGCCCAAGGCCGCCGCCCCGACGAAGAAGAGCAAGAAGGGCAAGAAGAAGAAGUCCAGCGGCCGCAUCCCGGCAGUGCUUUGCGAUCGCGGUCGCUUGGUCUGCCACUGCGAGGAUCCUGUUCGAGGCUGGGCGGAGUUUGAGCCCGCGUGCCGGCGUGGACAUCCAUGCCAGCCUCCGGAGGAAGUCGUUGAGGGUGUCAGCGUCGGCUACGAUGCACAGGCGCAGGACAGCAGUGUCAACGCUUCCAUGCUGGAGAUGGAUACAGUUGAGGGUGAGGCACAGCCGCUGACCAGCUGCUCCAUCGGCCGCAUCCCCCUGGGUAGUGCCUUCUGCGAGGACUUCACCGUGGACCAGUGUGAGAAAGUGUACUCACGGACGAAGCAGGGCAUCCACCAUCUUUGUGCCGUCGACCAGAAGACCUUCAGACACUGCGGGGCCACCUUGAUCUCCGAGGACGAGGCUCGGAAGCGCACAGAGGAAGCUCGCUCCUGGGCCAUCCAGAACUUUUACUCGCCUGAGCUUGACUGGAAAGUCUUGACGGUGAACUUCACCACGAGGGUCAUCGAGGACCCUCUGCCACCUGCAGACAUCUUCGAGGCCAAGGUCCGGGAGAGGAUGGAUGCACAGGGAACUCUCGAGAAGCUCAUGGUGCACUCCAAUGCACUGUGCCACACGGACAUCUACACGCUUUCGGGCCAGGACCCCGAGGGACUCUUCCCCAGCAUCCUCGGUCACGAGGCCGGCACCGAGGUGGAGAGCGUGGGCGAGGGUGUGGUAGGCCUGAAGCCUGGAGACAAGGUGAUACCGUGCUACACUCCGCAGUGUGGAGAGCCGGAUUGCAUUUUCUGCUUUCCGCCUCGAGGCAAGCGUACCAACCUUUGCCCAAAGAUCCGUGGCACUCAGGGAGGAGGGGUUAUGCCAGACGGCACCAGCCGGUUCACCGAUGAGAGCGGCAAGGAGAUCAAGCUCGAGGCCUGGCUGGAGUUGGCCGUGACUCCUUCGGAGGAGGAGUGCGGAGAAGACAGGGAUCUCCUAAGCUGCCCGGAUGACCUGAAGCGCCUUCGGCAGAGGUGUAAGGCUGUUCGUGGCGAGCUCGGCGCCGCCCUGCCGCGACAGCGUGGGGAGCAUUUGAGAGUGGAGGCCUCGGGCCUGGGCCCUGGUGCUGGACUUGGCCUCUUUGCUGCUGAAGCACUCGAGGCAGGGGCCGUGGUGGCCCAGUACUCGGGUGACCUUCAUGACCUCAGGACCUCUCGAGCUCUGGAGGACCAGGCCUAUGUCAUGCGACUGGGCCCUACUGGCCCUAGCAAGGACGAGAUCGCCAGCGGUUGCAUCUACGUGGACGCGGGUCCUCACAAGGAGCUUUGGGCGAGAUACAUCAACGACUGCCGGAACCCACGAGGGUACAACCUGGAGUUGGUUUGCCGGCCUGAGAAGCACUUUGCGGAGCUCUACGCAAGCCGUCCUAUUGCACAGGGCGAGGAGCUUUUCUUUGACUAUGGUGAGAAGUACUGGGACGAUCGCAUUUCGCUGGGUGGACUACCUCCGGCGGUGCUGGAGGAGCUUCCCGAGACCGAUUCGUUUGAUUCGUUUGACGAAGGCCAGAAAGACAGGCAUUUUAUGGGCUGCUCCACCUUCUCUGAGUACACCGUGGUGGCCGACAUCUCCUGUGCCAAGGUGUCGGAGACCGCCCCGCUGGAUGUUUGCUCGCUGUUGGGCUGUGGCGUCUCGACGGGAUUGGGCGCAGUGUGGAACACCUUGGACGUAGAGGGUGGCUCCAGCGUGGCCGUCUUUGGUCUUGGAGCUGUGGGCUUGGCAGUUAUUCAAGGUUCCCACAUGAGGGGCGCAUCCCGCAUUUUCGCCAUCGACACGAAUCCAAAGAAGUUCGAAAUUGCCAAGGAUCUUGGAGCCACGGACUGUGUCAAUCCCAAGGAUUACGACAAGCCUAUCCAGCAGGUCUUGGUCGGGAUGACGAAGUGGGGAAUCGACUACACAUUUGACUGCACCGGCAACACAGAGGUGAUGCGUGCAGCGCUCGAGAGCGCGCACCGUGGCUGGGGCGAGUCCUGUAUCAUUGGCGUGGCGGCCGCUGGGAAGGAGAUCAGUACUCGGCCUUUCCAGCUUGUCACGGGUCGGAAGUGGACUGGCACGGCCUUUGGCGGCUUCAAGGGGCGAUCCGAGGUGCCGCCUUUGAUCGAUGCCUAUGAGGCCGGGAAGCUGAAGCUGGAUCACUACAUUACGCACCGCUUUGAGGGUGUAGAAGGCAACCUGAAGGCAAUCGAUGCACUGCACUCUGGCGAAUGCCUCCGCGCAGCCUGGCUCUCAGCAAGUCUACACUCCCCACGGAAGAUGUCUGUAACUGCCUGCGAGUUUUGA